Molecule: messenger RNA, 3980 nt
Organism: Syngnathoides biaculeatus (alligator pipefish)
Lineage: Eukaryota; Metazoa; Chordata; Actinopteri; Syngnathiformes; Syngnathidae
Gene: vit
Product: vitrin
Exons: 23
Coding region: 183-2660 (825 amino acids)
Biological process (GO): extracellular matrix organization; positive regulation of cell-substrate adhesion
Source: RefSeq, a predicted model, not a curated record
AGAGAAAAAAAAAGAAGACGAAAGAACGCCCAGGUGGAGGCUUCGCUCAUUUGAAUGGGGGCGUCAAACUAGCGCGCAAGGAUUUACAGUCGCAACGCACGCACGCACGCAGCUGCAGGAUUACGCAUCGGGAGUUUAUACAAGGACAUCUGGCCCACGGAACCACCAACCCCCCACUCACCAUGACCAGGGCAUCAGUAACGGUCCUCUGCCUUGCGCUCCUUCUUUCCUGUGCUUGUCGGGCCAAGCCGAAUGGAUCAAAAGGCAAGAAACCCAAGCAAGUGGUUCCAGCCAUUGAGUGCGAUGUCAGAGCCGGAAAGAUCAGCCUCCCUGAAUUCAUAGUCAAAUGCCCCUCGAGCUGCCGAGAGACCAAGCAGCAGGUGUACGGCACAGGUGUGUUUGCCUCCAUCUCCAGCAUCUGCAAUGCCGCCAUCCACAGUGGCGUCAUCACCAAUUCCGGAGGGAAGGUGAUCGUGAGGAAAAUGGCAGGCCAGAACAUCUACAAAGGCAGCAACUCUAAUGGCGUGCGUUCCCUGUCACUUCCGAAAUGGAGAGAAUCCUUUGUCGUCACAGAGGGGAAACCCAAGAAGGGCGUGAUCUACCCAUCUACCCUCGACUUUGUUCCUUCAAGACCAACCUAUCUGAAGACAGGUCAAAAGGACAAAGCCCCCGCGGUUACCACUCCGCUUCCCACAACAGCGCCCCCUGAACCCACCGUGACGACACCUGAACCUACCACCGUCAUCCCCACCACCCAGGCUCCGGUGACCACCACGACGCCUCCCUCUCCACCGCCCCCUACCACGCUCAAACCCCGCGCUGUCGUGCACAAAGUCAGAGAUGCAGGCAGCAGUCAUCCAUACCUUGCCUCUGUUGCAGCCGCCAGUUCAAGACAAUCACAGAGUGCUCAAGACAAGAGCCCCACCCAAGUAUUCCGUGGGAGUGCUUAUCCAAAUAGAUACCCACAGCGUGCCAGUUCAGGUCUGCGCAGACCAGAGGGAGGUUCGCCUAUGCGGAGACAGUCCUCGUCUCCGGUUGGGCCAGUUUUUAACAGAGGUCAGCCAAUCCCACAGGAGCGGACUCCAAUCACAAGUCGCUCCAGUCCUGUUUUUCCCAGGAGGGAUUGGGCCCCUCCGACCUUCCCCCGUCCCGAAUGGUUCCCUGGAGCCAGACGAUCUUCAGAUGUUAUUUAUGCGGCACCGGACUCAGGAUAUACGUGGAGCGAGGCGGACAUUCCGGAGAUGGCAGCUCAGGAGCACAGGCCUGAUAUCUCAGACUUUGAGCGCUGGUAUUAUAACUUUGGAUCGUACCUGUCGCGAUCCGCCGACUUGGAUGGCGACCGCCAAGCGCCGCUGGAUACAACCCAAACGAGAGUGGAGACAGUAGAUGAAUGGAGGCCAGAUGGAAAGCUUUAUGAAUCAGGCUUCAACAUGAGAGAGCAGGCGCCUGCACCCAGAGCACCUGAACCUUCAUCCCAGGGAGACCCGGACUGUAAGGUGGACCUCGUCUUCCUGAUGGACGGAAGCUGGAGCAUCGGUAAGCGGCGUUUUAAGAUCCAGAAGGACUUCCUGGCCGAGGUGGCUCAGGUCAUCAACGUCGGCAUGGCCGGGCCCAUGAUGGGCGUCAUUCAAUAUGGGGACGACCCAGUGACGGAGAUCAACCUCAAGAGUUACUCCAACUCCCGAGACGUGAAGACGAGCAUCGGGAAGAUUGCGCAGAAGGGAGGUCUCUCCAAUGUGGGCAAGGCCCUCUCCUACGUCAACAAGCUCUACUUCAGCGAUUCCAACGGGAACCGAGGAGGAGCUCCCAACGUUGCCGUGGUGUUGGUGGACGGCUGGCCCACGGACAAGGUGGAGGAGGCUUCUCGGCUGGCUAGGGAAUCUGGGAUCAAUAUCUUUUUUGUCACCAUUGAGGGCGCCGACGACAACGAGAAGCAAAACCUAGUGGAGACCAAUUUCGUAGACAAGGCUGUGUGUCGCACAAAUGGCUUCUUCUCCUUGCCCGUGUCCAGCUGGUUCGCUCUGAGGAAAACGGUCCAGCCUCUGGUGAAGCGACUGUGCGACACAGACCGACUGGUCUGCAGCAAAACCUGCCUCAACGCCAACGACAUCGCCUUUGUCAUCGACGGCUCCAGCAGCGUGGGCACUGGCAAUUUCCGCACGGUGCUCCAGUUUGUGGCCAACAUCACGCGGGAAUUCGAGAUCUCCGACACGGACACGCGGGUGGGCGCCGUGCAGUACACCUACGAGCAGAGGCUGGAGUUUGCCUUCGGCCAGCACAACUCCAAGGCUGAGCUGCUCAACGCCAUCAAACGCAUCGACUACUGGAGCGGAGGCACCAGCACGGGCGCUGCCAUCACUUACGCCGCCGAGCAGCUAUUCAGCAAGUCCAAGCCCAACAAACGCAAAAUUAUGAUCGUUAUCACAGAUGGACGCUCCUAUGAUGAUGUCAGAGCACCUGCACUGGCUGUCCAUAGUCAAGGUGUGAUCGCCUACUCGGUCGGCAUCGCCUGGGCCGCCCAGGACGAGCUAGAGUACAUUGCCACUGACCCUGACAAGGACCACUCCUUCUUUGUGGAUGAAUUUGACAACCUGUACAAAUUUGUGUCCAAAAUCACCCAAAACAUUUGCCAAGAGUUCAACUCCCAGCCAAGAAACUGAGGACCAGCGUCGAAGUGGGUGAAACGUGGCAGGCUCUCCUGACCGAACACUGACUGUAAAUUUCCUCUUGCUGUUGCCCACAUGGGCCACAUUAGCCGCAGCCCCUCCUAUUGGAACAGAGGGGCACUGUUUAUUUAGGUGAGGAUGGUGGGCUCACCACGGAACAAAACUUCGAGAAUCAGUAUUUGUUCCCAAAUCUCCCAGUGGUGCUAAUGAUAAAGAUUGACACAGUAUGUGCUACUUGUUGUCUUUUGACUGCCUUAAGAAAGCAGCAUUUUCCUAAUCCUGUGACGCUCUCUAUACAUAUUAUCACUCAACUCAAGCAAUACAAAAUGUACUUUUCACUUAUUGUGCACAAAGUAGUUGCCCGAAUCCCUCCCAGCCUUAUCCUUUAUUAUGGCAAAAACAUCAUCUUCUUUGUGCUGCAAUGACAAAUCUAUGCAAAUUUUUUACAGCCACCUUUGUGCACUGUUUUUUUGCAUAAAUAUUCCUCACUACUCGCAACUACAGUUACUGAUGCCGCUUCAAUAACACUAUCAAAUGCAUUUGAAUCUGCCAGCAGUUCAGUUCAAAAAGUGAAAGUCAAUAUGGAUGCAGGUACAUCAAAUAAGAAAAUAAAAGUCAAUUGAAUGUAAUGAAAAGGAUAGCUCCCAUCGAAUUUUUAUUGCUAAUUUUGAUUUUUCUUAGGUAAUAUCCUAAUCUCUUGUGAUGGUUAAAUUGGGGAUUUUCUUUAGAUGCAACAUAUAAUCAAAGUAUUUCACUGUUUUCCAUCUUCAGAAUCUAAGUUUCACUUUUUGAUUUGAACAACUGAAAGUUAACGGUCAACAUUAUUGUAGUUUUAAUUUGAAUGAAUCGCGAUGUAUACCAGCGUAAUCUGUGAAGCAUCACCAAGGCAAACUGUUCCUAGCUGGUGUUUUUUUUUUUUUUUUUUUUUUUAAAUUUGCUACCAAAAUGUAAUGCUCCAGUAUCUUAUUGGGAUGUGGUUCUUAAACAGAAAGGAAAAAGUAGACUUUUGGCACACACGGCACUUCCUCUCAUAGCUACUUUGUGCUUUUUCGCAAGUGGUGCAUUUUCUACCUAACAGAAGAGAUUUAUUUAGUAGUGAGACUGUGUUGGUUCCUUUUUUUUGUAUCAUGUUGGCGGGAAAGGUCUUUGGAAAGAGGCUUUUAUGCACUGCAUGAAUGAUUUUCUUAACAGUGUGGUUGGUUUUAAACAUCUUUUGUCAAAAAGAGUAUUUAUGAUCGUCUCUCUAUUUGUACAUAUCCAGAUCAAAGCCUUGGCUUGUGAUUAUCUUCUCGCUUUUAUUUUUGCAACUUUUGA